This is a messenger RNA of Trichogramma pretiosum, 1824 nucleotides long. Its product is annotated as SET and MYND domain-containing protein 4-like. Gene Ontology annotation, molecular function: protein binding. The transcript has 5 exons. The record is from RefSeq and is a predicted model, not a curated record. Lineage: Eukaryota; Metazoa; Arthropoda; Insecta; Hymenoptera; Trichogrammatidae. Bases 1 to 1824 code for a protein of 607 amino acids.
AUGGUACUUGAUCUCAAAUCCAACGACUAUCAAGAGUACGUGGAUGUUUAUGAUAGUAAUUGUGAAAUUUAUUUAUUAAAAUACACGAAAAAUAAUGAAAAUUCGGUCAAAGUUCGUGAGAAAGGAAACAAACUGCAGAACAGCAAGGAACACAAUGACAAGGUGCACCAGGAUAUCUGGCGUCUCUAUACAAAAAGUAUAGCUCUAGCUUCGCCCGGAUCCGAGGAAUUAGCUCUGGCUUACGGUAAUCGAAGCUAUAUCAUGCUGCAUCUCGCUAAAUUUGACGAGUCCAUCAAAGAUAUCGAGCGAGCUCUGCUCGUGACGAGAUCCGACGGUCUCAAAUGUAAACUUUUGUGCAGAAAAAUGACUUGUUUGGCUUCGAUCGGUAGCAGAAGCGAAGAAAAGCAAUCAACUUGGUAUGAUAUUCAAAAUAUUGUCGUUAAAAACCACGACCUCAUUUCAACUAAUGUAAAGUUAGCUAACGCAAUAGAGAGUGCAAAAAAACUCGUUGAUCAAGACUUGAGUAAAGUCGAUUUCAGCGAAUCGGUGAGACGCCAUAUGGAAGACAGAGUUUUAACUAAAAUCCAAAGUGACGGAAAAAAAUCUUGCUUGGUUGCAACUCAGCUCAUUAGACCAGGUGAAACAUCCGUUGUGUCGAGAAAAUUUUAUCUGACAGCGCCGAACAGCAAAAAAUUUUACGCCUACUGUGCCCAUUGUCUGGUCUUGGUAUGGACGGCCAUACCCUGCGACCGUUGUCGAAUAAGCAUGUAUUGCUCGGAAAGCUGUAAAAAUAAUGCUUGGCGUGAAUAUCACGACGUCGAGUGCGCCGUUUUGCCGCAUUUGCAGUGCAUUCGAGAUAAUUUAUAUUAUUAUCAGGUGAUGGCCCUCAGGGCUACGAUAAAAGCAAUCAGAGAGUUUGGCGGAGUCGCAGCCCUUAGAAGAGAAUCACUUUCUGGUUUCGAUAUAAAUUUCGAUGACACGAGCUUUGCAAGUUUUUACAAUCUGAACAGUGAAGUCGUGUCAAAUUUUUCAAAAAAUAUUAUUAAAUGCACGUGUCACUUGCUCGUGAUGCUGGUCAAGUCGACUGAUUUUUUGGUCGAGAAUUCGUCCAAGUUUAGCAGCUCUGAACUGGCAGCCAAUUCCGACAUCACCUUCAUCACUGGGCUUAUCUAUAAAUGCAUCGCUAUAUCUUCGCUCAAUGCCUAUUACGUGGCAGCGAGCGGGACUUGUGAUCAUUACGAAGACCCUAAUUUGUGCUUGAAAAAUCGUUGCUGCGCCCGAGGUGUAAUCGUCUGCCCGUUAGCUUGUUUAAUGUCGAACGAUUGCAACCCUAAUGCAGAACUUUGUUUCACCGAGGAUUGCAAGCUCGUUUUUUUGUGCACUCUAUCAAUUGCCAAAGACAAUCAAAUAAGCAUCAGCUAUUUCGGCACUUUUUACGAUGUCAACCUGAUGGAUCGACAAGCGCGGAUGCGCAUCGAAAAGUGCCGAAGUGAAUGUAACUGUCAAGCUUGUAAAGAAGCUUGGCCUUCAAUGAAAGAUCUCGCGAGGUUCAUCGUUAAUUUAAAUGGAAUUAAAAGCUCCUACGAAGCGCUUAGCGAAGAGAUUAUGUCCAAGUGGAAAAGUUUGAUAGAAUAUUUGGAAGCCAGCGAAAAUUUUGCGCCAAAAGAGCAAGAUUUAGUGGCUUUUGGGCAAGAUGUGCAAAAAGUCAUUGAUGUUGUUGGUCAACCACAUUUUCUGACCACGACCCUGAUCAUUUAUUUGAUUAAAAUUUUUAAACGACUAUAUGAGAUAAAGAGAAUUGUUGUACCAAAUAAAUGUUGGUAA